Molecule: messenger RNA, 3305 nt
Organism: Dunckerocampus dactyliophorus (ringed pipefish)
Lineage: Eukaryota; Metazoa; Chordata; Actinopteri; Syngnathiformes; Syngnathidae
Gene: cenpx
Product: centromere protein X
Exons: 5
Coding region: 44-289 (81 amino acids)
Biological process (GO): resolution of meiotic recombination intermediates; kinetochore assembly; DNA repair
Cellular component (GO): FANCM-MHF complex; Fanconi anaemia nuclear complex
Molecular function (GO): protein heterodimerization activity
Source: RefSeq, a predicted model, not a curated record
UCACAACGCAGAGCGCCAAGUUCCUCUAAAAAACGUAAACAACAUGGCGGACAAAGACGCAGAAGUUACAUUUAAGAAGGACACAGUGAGCAAGCUGUUAUCAAGCUUCUACAAGGAGGACAAAACCAGAAUUAGUGGCGAGGCUGCACUGCUCAUGGCGGAGAUGCUGAGAAUAUUUGUCCAGGAAGCGGCUGUGCGAUCGCAGAAACAAGCCGGAAACGAGGACUGUGACCAAGUGGGCAUCGAACACUUUGAAAAGAUCCUACCUCAGCUGCUGCUGGACUUCUAGCAACCUGUCGCCACCAGAUGGCGCCAGAGCGCCUCAUUAGUGACUCCGGUUACCACUUGUUACGUCGUCUUGUUUGUAAUUCUCCUUGACUUGUAAUUCACUCACAUGUUAGAAUGCAUUCCACGCUUUCUUCCACAUUUGUUGUGUCUGUUUGUUUUUUUUUUUAAGUGGAAAACAGCCCCCAUCCCGGCUCCAAUAAGGCCCACCUGUGCUCUUCUGUGCAACAACAGGUGCUUCCAGCAUGCGCCGCGGCGCCCUUCAUCAAAGCCUCCUGGAGCAGUUGGAAGCAAUUAGAGUAAUAAGGGGAGCAGCCAGUCUCUUAGAUGAUGACAAGUGCCAGGAGAAAAAAAAAGAAAAGAAAAGAAGUACCCCCUCCGGCCACUUUGAAGUUCCCUUUUGCUGUCCUGCGAUGUUUAGUUAGAGGUGGAGGGAAGGCCAAAGGGGAGCUCUGGCACAGGGGGAAAGUUGAAUGGGAGUGUGCGUGCACGAAUGUGUGUGCAUGUGUGAGCCAAACACGGCCAAGAGACCACACGCGUAGAUAGAAAGGAAACAUAAGAAAACACAUUGGAACACGGUCCAAGAGGAGCAGGGUGUAAUUCUGAAGGUAAAUAAACAAAAGAGGCGAGGAGAAGAGGUGCCUCUCCUCCUUUCAUCACAGCGGAAGAGAACGGCUCCUCCAACCCGCUGCGCCUCUAAAGCUUUUCCACAAGACCGUGUCUUCAUUAUGAGUCAGCACAGCCGUACAACACCUCACACUAUUUAUUUGCGUGAUGUGACUCACCGCCGCACCGACAAACACAUCUGGAAGCAACUUGGAGCUGAAAGUCUCCAGCGCGGGUCGCUGAUGGCCGCUCAGAGAUGCGACACCUGGAAUUCCACACCGCGUAUCGUGGAUUCCUGCUCUCUGGCCACUGCAGGCCUUUCUGCUGUGUUUGGUUUAAUGAUGCGCACAAUUGGCGGUCACUUCAUUUGCUGGCUUAGUAGUAGCUGCAGACCCCCGCAACAAACUGCCACUUAUCACGUAGGCAACCUGCUUAUUGUGCUGAAAAGCUGCCACUUUUACGGCUUCCUCGCCAGGCACUGGCAACAUAGAACGCCAUCGAAGGUAAACAUUACUUUCAACCAGGCGUGUCCGGACCUUUACCAGUGAGGACCACAUAGUGAAAAAUGAAAGGAUGCGAGGGACACGUUGAUAAGAAGAAGAAAAUAGGUGUUUUCACUAAUAUGACAGAGCUGAGGCAGUUUUUUUUUUUACAUUUUCAAAAUAUUUCAGCUUCUUAAAUAACCUUCAAACAUUUUCUUUUUGCAGCAUUAACAUUUUAUUACCAUAAUCUUUUCACUUUAUUCCCACAAAUGAUAACUUUCACCCAACCUCAUUUUCCAAAAAUUGCAACCUUAUUUUCUUUAGUUUCUCAUAAUAUUACUACAUUAAUAUUUCGACACGCAGGUUUCCUUGCCUCAAAAUGACAUUAUUUUUCCUCAUAAUGUUACACAUUUGUUCUCCUAAAAUUGCAACGGUUUUCUCCUAAUAUUUUGACUUUAUACUCAUAGAAUUACAGCUAUUUUUUUUCAACAAUAAUCUUUGGACAUUGUAUUUUUGUAAUAGAGUGUUCCUUCGUUUAUUGCGGGGAUAGGUUUUCUCACAAGCAAAAACAUUUUCUCACAUUUCUGUCUUGUUUAAACACUCUCAAAAAAGUCCAAACCUUUGUUUGAAUUUUAAUGAUCAACCUACAGGUCAGGCACAAGAAAUGAAGUCACUCACUCGUGUGUAUUUCACUCCUGUGGCCUGUGCCUUUUUGUCCUGGCGCCGUUCCGAUGUACUGUAGCGUUUUUGUAUCCUUUUUAAAACAUAUUGCUGCAGUCCUCCAUCGAACCGAAGAUUCAUUUAUAAACUAGCAAGCCAGCAUGACACAGGAGCCAAUCAGGACGCAGAAAACAAUAGAGGGCCGGGCUCGGCCUGUAACAGCGUUCAUAGGCUGUAAAAAAUAAAUAAAUAAAGCACAAAAAAAAUUCUGCGAAUCUGUGAAAGGUGAACUUUGAUAGAGCGAGGAAACACAAUCUGACUUUUAUGACUUUAUUCCCAUAAUAUUUUGACUUUAUGCACACAAUUUAUAACUUUUUCCCCAACCUAAUUUUCCAAAAAUUAGUGACUGAAACUUUUCUUUGGUUUGUUUCUCAUCACAUCCAUCCAUCCAUCCUUUUUCUAUGCUGCAAAAUCCUCAUGAGGGGUAUGCUGGAGCCUAUCCCAGCUGACUUGUGGUGAGAGGCGGGGUACACCCUGGACUGGUGUCCAGCCAAUGGCAGGACACAUAUAGACAAACACUCACAUUCAUACCUAUGGACCAUUUAGAGUCUCCAAUGAAGCUAACAUGCAUGUUUUUGGAAUGUGGGAGAAAACCGGAGUACCCGGAGAAAACCCACACACGCACGGGGAGAACAUGCAAACUCCACACAGAAAUGCCCAAGGGAGAAUCCAACCCACAUCUUCCAAUCUCCUGGCUGUGUGGCCAACAUGCUAACCACUAGACCCCCGUGCGGCCCUUCUCAUAACACUACUACUUCAAAAAAACUAUUUCUUCAACUCUGCCUAAGAUGUCAUUUUUUUAAACUCAUAAUAUUAUAAGUUUAUUUCUCUUAAUAUUUUGACUUUAUUCUUGUAAAUUAUUGCAGUUUUUUAAAUUUAAUUUUCCGACUAUUUCAACUGUCUUGUAAAUUUUCUUCUCAUAGUGUUAUGGCUUUAUUCCCAGAAUAUUUGGACUUAUUCUUGUAACAUUGUAACUUUUUCCCCAGCCUAAUUUUCCAAAAAUGAAAACAUUAUUUGUUGUUUUGUUUGUUUCUGUUAAUAUGACGACUUUUAAAAAAUAACCCCUUUUUUCUUUAUACUUUCAACUUUAUGCUACUAAAACAUGAUUUUUCUUCACAUGAUGUUAUGCUCAUGAAAUUAUGACUUUUUUUCUUUUAAUAUUUUGACUUUAUUCUGGUACAAUUUUGUUGCUGUUGCUUUUUUUUUUUUUUU